CGGCUCUCGAUGCUCGCUCCGCAGAGGAACCCGCUGCCGGCCGUUGUCUAGCCGCUUUAGCGUUGUAUUAUUCUCUGUAUGAACUCCCGACAACCUCUGUUGCGGCUCAAUUCGGCCAGAAAACGUGUUUUGGCCCGCCGACCGCAUUGCUCCUUUUCGCCGCCUGUCCCGACGGUGACGUUCGUCACACUGGCUAAUCACCACCGACCCUCCGCGCCUGCCAGCCCCACCAAGCCCGCUUGCGUCAACAAAAUCCAUUCUCGAACACAGCUGCUGGCAGGACACUUACACUCCACACCACCGUCGACCGCAAUGGCUUCUCUACCCGUUUCCGAGAAAGGCUUCCACUCCAAGGCCCCGAGCCAGUACACUGCGAGGAAGAUUGGGGCGCCCAACACUCUCGAGCACCGCAUCUACAUCGAGAAGGAUGGCGUGCCUCUGUCGCCCUUCCACGACAUCCCUCUAUAUGCCAAUGAGCAGCAGACCAUCCUCAACAUGGUUGUCGAAGUGCCGCGCUGGACCAAUGCGAAGAUGGAGAUCUCCAAGGAGGAGACACUUAAUCCCAUCAAGCAGGACACCAAGAAGGGCAAGCUCCGCUACGUGAGGAACUGCUUCCCGCACAAGGGCUACCUUUGGAACUACGGCGCCUUCCCUCAGACUUGGGAAGACCCCAAUGUCGUCCACCCGGAGACCAAGGCCAAGGGCGACAACGACCCAUUGGACGUCUGCGAGAUUGGCGAGCUGGUGGCCAAGCCCGGUGAGGUCAUCCAGGUCAAGGUCCUCGGCGUCAUGGCCCUGCUUGAUGAGGAGGAGACUGACUGGAAGAUCAUGGUCAUCAACGUGAACGAUCCCUUGGCGCCCAAGCUCAAUGACAUCGAGGAUGUCGAGCGUCACCUGCCAGGUCUGCUGAGGGCUACCAACGAGUGGUUCCGUAUCUACAAGAUCCCGGAUGGCAAGCCCGAGAACCAGUUUGCCUUCUCCGGCGAGUGCAAGAACAAGAAGUACGCCAUGGACAUUGUCCGCGAGUGCGCCGAGGCCUGGGAGCGCCUCAUCACCGGCAAGACUCCCAGGGGCGAGGUCUCUACCGUCAACGUCACAGUCCCGUACUCGCAAGACCGCACCGACGCGAAUCAGUUCAACAUCCCGCCGGGCGAGAACCAGGCUCCUGCGCCGAUCGACCCUAGCAUCGACAAGUGGUUCUUCAUUUCGGGAGCCCCCUCCAAUUAGGAAUCGGACGACUACACGGCGAUACUGGGCUUGGUUAUAGAGUGCGAGAAGGGUAAAAUACACCUUGAAGAAACUGAGAUCUGGUGAUGGAUCGAGUUUUGGGGUGAAAAGCAUGGAGGAUUCGUAGACCACAAACAUUCCAUAGCCUUUGAAAGCUUUCUGGACGCUCAGUACAAUGCCGUGACUCCAGGUGAUGCAACCAGCUGCCGAUAUACACAUAUCU
Molecule: messenger RNA, 1450 nt
Organism: Trematosphaeria pertusa
Lineage: Eukaryota; Fungi; Ascomycota; Dothideomycetes; Pleosporales; Trematosphaeriaceae
Product: pyrophosphatase-domain-containing protein
Exons: 4
Coding region: 313-1227 (304 amino acids)
Biological process (GO): phosphate-containing compound metabolic process
Cellular component (GO): cytoplasm; nucleus
Molecular function (GO): magnesium ion binding; inorganic diphosphate phosphatase activity
Source: RefSeq, a predicted model, not a curated record